CAAAAGCAAAAUUUAUGAAUAAAAACAUAUAAAUACAAAAAUGGAACGGGCGGUCUGUUAGGACCUCCAUGUAAGAUGCCGUUUAUUCAGGCUGUGUCUAACUCUGGCAAAAUUUGAAGCGAAUCCAACGCACUCUCAAACCCAACCCACAAAUACUUUGUUGGGUCCCUGAGAUUCGAUCCAAAACUGCAUCCUGCUUCAUCUCCAUUUCAAUCUCACAAAUACCCAGGUGAAAUUGGUGUAAACUUAGGAGGUCCUUCAAAGGGUUUGAGAAGCAAAAAUGGCCAACAAGUGAUACAUAAAGUCCCUAUGAAAGUUAUGGGAGGAUAUCAUUUCUGGGGAAGAGCUCCUGCAUAUAUUAGAAAAGUCGAGGAAUGGAGAGACCAUUGGAAGGGCUCAAGGAGCAAAGAAAUGCAUAUAUGUGGAUGAAUCCCAGCUGCCCCACCAUGUCUGGUUCAGCUCCCAAACCAACUUCGCACAAUUACUCUGUUCAAACUGGUGAAGAAUUUGCCAUCGAAUUCUUGAGAAAAGAUUCAGUUCGAUCCCCAAGCAAUCAGAAUGAGAUGAAUAAAGAGGUUCCUACUCAGACCACUUGUGAGGAUCUCACAGGAAUUCUCGGGCUUGGAAGAAUGGUAUCGGGAAACGGCUCGGAUAUGCCCAUAUUUUUGGGAGAAAGGGGCAGUUCUGAUGAGAUUGAGCAAAUGGGUUAUUCCGAUACAAAGAACAUAAGUAAGAGCAGAAGAUUGUCUGCUAAUUCUUUGGGGGAAUACAGUACCGAUCAAGCGCCAAUUACCCCAAUAUCCCAAUUGGCUCCCCCAAUAUCCCAUUCUCGUUCUCCUUCUGAGCCCUCAGGAUCUCGCCCUUAUGGGUUAGGAACCUCUGAUAAUGCUCAGAUAGGAAAGAUGAAAUUACUUUGCAGCUUUGGGGGAAGAAUUUUGCCAAGGCCAAGUGAUGGUAAGCUAAGAUACGUUGGGGGAGAGACUAGAAUUGUCACAGUUAGUAAGGACAUUUCAUGGCAUGAUUUGAUGCAGAAAACUCUCUCCGUCCAUAACCAGUACCAUACAAUCAAAUACCAGCUCCCUGGUGAGGACCUUGAUGCCCUAGUUUCAGUCUCUUCUGAUGAAGACCUUCAAAAUAUGAUGGAGGAGUACAAUGGGUUAGAAAAUGUUGAUGGGUCUCAAAGACUUAGAAUAUUUCUUAUCUCUGGUAAUGAAUCGGAUACUGGUUCGUUCGAUAUGAGAGCUGCUCGUAGGAACUCAGAUCUACAGUAUGUUGUUGCAGUUAAUGGCAUACUUGAGCAGAGCCUAAGGAAAGGGUCUAAUGGCCAUGGACUAUCCAGCCCAUUAGCUCAUGGAAUGGAUGUUGGAAAUGAAGUCUCUUCCUCUAUGGUCUACACAGAUAAGCGACCCCCAGCUCUUUCUUCAAAUUUUACUGCUCAUUUUUUGCAUAAUGCUGUGAAAUCUCCUUCCAGUUCUCCCCCAAUGUCUCCCUUGCCGAAGCUUUCCAAGAUCCCACGUGAGCGCUCCUUUGAUCGGCUAUCCCAAGAGGAAGACGAAAAUUACACGAUUUUAACUGCCCGACCGCCUCAGUAUUCGCGUGCUAUGGAUGAGCUUGGGUCUAUACCAAAAUCUACCAUGUCUCCUCAAUUCCUGCCCAUGGUUUCUCGAUCAGGAAAAAUUGUUGGCUCCCCUGCAAAACCACCCCUUGAGGUGGUACCUUCUCCAAACCAAUCAACCAUGCCCGAAAGGAUGAGUAGUUUGGGAAUCUCUCAAAGGCAGGGAGCCAUUGCAAAAUCAGAGCAAAUACCUUUGGGAAACGACCUAAAACAGCAGAACUCCAGUUAUGACCCUGAAAGUGGACAAUUUCAACUAUCGGAGGAUCCAAUUUUUCCCAGUAUUUACGUUCCAGUUGAUCCUCCAAAACCUUUUGUGCUUAGAACGGAUGUUGAUUCUACUCCUAGUGAGAGUGAGUCUGACGGGUAUACUUUAUAUGGCCAGCCUGUGCUUCAGGAAAGGGUAUAUCGAUCAGAGUUCUACCCUAGGCAGCAGGUCGAGUCACAAAAUCGAUUGUCAAGAUCAAAUGAGUCUAUUAAUUCUCAACAUGGGUUGCCCCAUGCUCUAUCUGAUUCACACCUCCAAACCCACGUCAGAGAGUCAAUUUACCGAUUUCAUGAAGGAACGCCAACAGAUUGUGCUAAUAUACCAGGACAAUCAACUGAUUCAUUUUGCUCAUUUGUGGGGCAAAACACUUUACGAGAAGGGCUGGUUCAGUUCCAAAGAUACAAGGAAAUGGCUGGGGCAAUGUACCAGGCAACUCAACCACCAUUAACGGCCACGAGUACCAGUGAGAGAUUGGGAUCUCUAAACCUUCCUAAUCAUAUUGAUUUUCAAGAGGGCAAAGAAUCUAUGCUUCUUACAGGAGAACCUCAUAAAAUUGAAGAGCAAGGUACGGCUUCUAAUAUUGGUUUAGGAUACCAUUGUCAGGAACCUGUUUCUAGUCAAGCUGCAGUGAACUUCAUUGGGGAGGAAGGCCUUCUUUCCCCUCAGGAUAAAGUUAAACCAUUCAUAAACAUUGAAGUACAGCCUCCUGAUGACUUGAAAAAAUCAGGACUUCUACAAAGGGAAGUUACAUCAUCUCCCAUUUUGGAAUCCAAAAGUCCUAAUUUGGAAUCCAAAAUUCCUGAUAGCCAUAGAAAGCUCCCCCAACAUGAAGACAUCAAGAAACUGAGCUCCAACUUCACUGCUUCAAGCCAGAAAAGUGCCAUAGAUCAGCAGGACAAUUUGGAGGGGACAUUGAAAGGUGUACUGGGAACAAAUGAUGAGGAAACUAAGCCUACUUUUGAAUUGUCCAGUAGGGAUUUCCCUGGAAUUGCGACUCUAGACAAGGCAUUUGAUAGUGAUAUCAAGCAAGACUUGGCUAAUAAUAAAUACCAAGAAGAGAACACUUCUUCUUGUCUCCUCCCUACAAAUUUUCCUGAGGGUAUCAUAAUUCCUGAUGGGUUUCCAACUACGCGUGCUGGUGCCGAUUCUGAGCUUUCAAGCCUUCUAAAAACCACUCCUGUUUCAGCAUUUGAUGAUAGAGGUUCUAUGGAUUGGCCUUUCUUUGCAACUUCAGGUGUUGAUGGUGUUCAGAGGACAGAGGUUUCUCUUUUGGAUCAGGACCUAAUGAGUUACAAACCUUCAAAAGCUGAAGAUGCCAGUUUAGUUCAAUCAGCUCAUCAGAAUACUGUUGAUGGGCAUGUUCACGUAGUUGUUGAAGAUGUAACUGAUAAAGUGCCAUCUGAUUUAUGUUCUUCUCCAGCCACUGUUCCACAUGUAUUGCAUGAGGAAAUUGAUGAUGCCCCAGUUGAGGAAAUGCCAUACCCAAGAAUAUCAGAUGUUGGAAGUGUGUCUUCAGAAUCGGAUUCUGAGGAUGCAAAGAUUGACAACAGGGACAUUGAUGAAUCUAUUACUGAUGCUGCCAUAGCUGAAAUAGAGGCCGGUCUCUAUGGUUUGCAGAUAAUCAAGAAUGCCGAUCUUGAAGAACUUAGAGAGUUGGGCUCUGGGACAUUUGGGACAGUUUAUCAUGGGAAGUGGCGGGGAUCAGAUGUUGCCAUUAAGCGGAUUAAAAAGAGUUGCUUUGCAGGGCGAUUAUCUGAACAAGAACGGUUGACAGAUGACUUUUGGAGGGAGGCAAAGAUCCUCUCAAAGCUUCACCAUCCCAAUGUAGUGGCCUUCUAUGGAAUUGUGCCUGAUGGAGCUGGGGGGACCCUGGCCACUGUCACUGAAUACAUGGUGAAUGGGUCGCUACGGCAUGUGCUUUUAAGGAAAGACAGGAACCUUGAUCGUCGUAGAAGGCUUAUAAUAGCCAUGGAUGCUGCUUUUGGUAUGGAAUAUUUGCACUCAAAGAGCAUUGUUCAUUUUGAUCUCAAAUGUGACAAUUUGCUAGUCAAUAUGAGGGAUUCCCAAAGACCCAUAUGUAAGGUGGGGGAUUUUGGGUUGUCAAGAAUCAAGCGUAAUACUCUAGUAUCGGGUGGCGUGCGAGGGACACUUCCAUGGAUGGCGCCAGAGCUCUUGAAUGGGAGCAGCAGUCGUGUCUCAGAGAAGGUUGAUGUCUUCUCCUUUGGUAUUGCACUGUGGGAGAUCCUUACUGGUGAAGAACCUUACGCAAAUAUGCACUAUGGCGCAAUUAUAGGUGGUAUAGUGAACAACACAUUACGCCCCCCAAUUCCAAACUGGUGUGAUGCAGACUGGAGAAGGCUGAUGGAGGAGUGCUGGUCACCCGAUCCCAGUGCCCGCCCCUCCUUCACAGAGAUAACCAACCGCCUGCGCAUUAUGUCAGCCUCCAUUCAACCAAAAUCAUCAACCAAAAUUGUCAACCCCUCAGACCUCUCAGGCUAACAAAUGAAGCAUAAAUAACACACCCUUUUGAGAUUCAAUUGUGUUUCUAGAAGCUGUUGCCAGUUCUGUAAUUGCUUGAUUCAAAAUGAAACCCUAGGAGAAGCACUACUAGACGGCGAAGAAAGGAAUUUGAGGAAGGGUAUGAUACAUAUGUGCAUGAGGGGGCAUGUGAGAUGAAUGUAUGACUAAGUGAGUUGUCUUGUUGGUGAUUUUGUGCCUCAUCAUUUUUUUGGUUUCUAUAUUUUAUCCUAAUAAACAUUUAAGGUUAUUUGUUGAUUGAGUUGUACACAUGGUUACAUGUUUGAAGACUGGCAGCCUUUGUUGAAUUAUUUUGUAAAGGUAAUGAAUACAGUUCAGUCUUUGCCUA
Molecule: messenger RNA, 4746 nt
Organism: Amborella trichopoda
Lineage: Eukaryota; Viridiplantae; Streptophyta; Magnoliopsida; Amborellales; Amborellaceae
Product: RAF-like serine/threonine-protein kinase 20
Biological process (GO): signal transduction; protein phosphorylation
Cellular component (GO): cytoplasm
Molecular function (GO): protein binding; protein kinase activity; ATP binding
Source: RefSeq, a predicted model, not a curated record